Molecule: messenger RNA, 990 nt
Organism: Fragaria vesca subsp. vesca
Lineage: Eukaryota; Viridiplantae; Streptophyta; Magnoliopsida; Rosales; Rosaceae
Product: auxin-repressed 12.5 kDa protein-like
Exons: 2
Coding region: 94-453 (119 amino acids)
Source: RefSeq, a predicted model, not a curated record
CCAAGCUCUCUUAUAUAUACAACCAUCCAGGAAAGACCCAGAACACACUAAAAAGGAAGAGAUCGAGAAAGAAAGAAAGAGUUCAGAGCAAAGAUGGUUCUGCUAGACAAGCUUUGGGAUGACAUAGUAGCUGGACCUCAGCCUGAACGUGGUCUCGGCAUGCUCAGGAAGGUCCCUCAGCCCUUGAACCUCAAAGAUGAGGGAGAGUCGAGCAAGAUCACGAUGCCGACGACGCCAACGACGCCGACGACGCCGGUGACCCCAACAACGCCGAUAUCGGCGCGCAAGGACAACGUAUGGAGGAGUGUGUUCCACCCAGGUAGCAACCUGUCUAGCAAGACGAUGGGAAACCAGGUGUUUGAUAGCCCACAGCCAAACUCUCCCACUGUCUAUGACUGGUACGUAUCACGGUCGAUCACUUCCAUAGUUCCAUCCAUGCAAACUAACAUGUAGAUCUAUGCACUAGUUUAUGGUUGAAGAUCUUGAUCGAUCUGGUGUUCAACGCCUUUGAUCUGGCUGUUGGGUUCAGAUGUGUACCAUAUUUUGAUCCAACGUUGUAGGUUUUGGCUUACUGAUCGGAUUUCUUAUUUGAUCAUUACAGGAUGUACAGUGGAGAGACGAGGAGCAAGCAUCAUCGUUAAGGUGACAAGCUAGCGACAAGUGAUGAGGAUCUAUCGAGGGUUGCAUGUAAAUAGUGUCGUUUUUCAUUUCAGUGUAUGCCACGUUGUUGGUUUCGGUGGAGUUUUGUGAAUAGGGUUCGUCGUUUUUCAUUUCCAACUAUCUAAACAGGCUUUGGUUUUGUGUUAAAGCACUUAAGCUCAGUGCCUAAUGAAGAGUAUGUUGUUGUAGUUGAGCUAGCUACUACACUACUUUUACCUUGCCAUAUAUGAUAUAUGGUUGAUUGGUCUUGUGUAAAAGCCAGAUUUACCGUGGUUUAGGGUGAUAAUCUGCUCUAGUAACUUCGUUAUUCAAUAAAAUAAUGUCUUUUUG